Molecule: messenger RNA, 2901 nt
Organism: Saccharomyces kudriavzevii IFO 1802
Lineage: Eukaryota; Fungi; Ascomycota; Saccharomycetes; Saccharomycetales; Saccharomycetaceae
Gene: AIM3
Product: Aim3p
Exons: 1
Coding region: 1-2901 (966 amino acids)
Biological process (GO): barbed-end actin filament capping
Cellular component (GO): actin cortical patch
Source: RefSeq, a predicted model, not a curated record
AUGGGAUUUUGGGAGAAUAACAAAGAUUCCAUCACCUCAGGAUUGAAAAGCGCCGGUAAAUACGGCUACCAGGGAACGAAAUACGUUGCCAAGACAGGAUAUAAGGCAAGUAAGAAGCAUUAUAACAGCAGCAAGUCGCAUAGAGAAAAGAAGAAUGGCAAGAAGAAAUCAAGCGAUGAAGAGUAUGAAAGUGACGAGGAGGAGUACGAGAGAAAGCCGGCCGAUAUAAGAACUUUGAAAAACCCGAACUCUUUUCCUCCUCCACCUUUAAAACCUGGACAAAGAACAUUUACAGGACAGCAGCAACAGCAGCAACAGCAGCAGAUGUCAAGUGGACAACCUAACUACGCUUCCCAGGGAGUGUACCAGGACCAACCCGGCACAGGGCCAAUGGGACAGCCACAACAAUACGCACAGUAUCCACAACAGCAACAAGCUCCAAUGGCGCAGCAGAUGCCCGCAUUCGGACCUCAAGGCCAACAGAUGCCUCCGUAUGGCUCAAAUUCUAAUCCAAACAGUUUUCAGUCUCUGCCACAGCAAAGUCAACCUCAGAAUGCGAUUCAAAGUCAAGCAUCCUCAAAUUCAGGAUCUCAGCAAAACACAGGUUUCCCGUUGCAAAACCCGCAAUAUGGUUCCCAAUCAGCCAACCCGGCACCAUCACAACCUUUUCAAAACAACCUGCAAUACCAGCAGCAGCAGCAGCAGCAAUACCAACAGCAACAACAGCAACAGCAACCGGCUCAGUUCAGACCACAGGGCCCGCAGAAUUUCGAACAAUCACAGUUUCCUUCGAACCCACAGCAAAUGGAUCAACCACAACAGCAGUCAUCAUCACAGUUUGUUCAACAAGUUUUACCGCCACCUGUGCAACCGCAGCAGUAUCAACAGCAACCAUUACCGGCUCAACCGGGCCAAUCAAUCGUAGCAACGCCGAGACAAUCUGCGUCAAAUGGUUUUGAUCAACAACAACAACAACAACAACAGCCUCCAAACCAAGGAUACGUUCCAUCACCGUACGGAAAUCAAUUCAAUACGGCAAGUGCUCCAGGAAUCGAUACAUAUUCCCCUGCGUACGGUCAACCCGUCUCGCACGUAACGGAUAUGCAAGGUGUAACUUCUAACUACGGAGCUCCACCCAUUCAAACUCAACCUCCACUUGGUGGGCAGCCACCUGUACCAGUGAGGAUGCAAUCGCAGUCAUCGCAGGUGAUUCCACGAAGAAGCACCUAUCAAUCCGAGGCCUCCUUUGGUUCUUCUGAGUCAACUCCUCAUUUCGAAGUUACACCAUUUGAUCCUGACGCGCCUGCUCCUAAACCUAGAAUCGAUAUUGCCACAGUGGACGUUAAUAACCUUCCUCCACCACCUACUCAUAGGGACAGAGGGGCGGUUGUAAAGCCGGAAUCUACUCCAAGUGUUGAAAGUUCCUCAGACGCCACUAAGAAAACAUUGUCUAACGUGACCUCUUCUCCUGCAGUUUCACUGCCACCAAGAAAUUCAAAAUCAACUACGACUAAUAAUGAGUUAAAUUCUAACAAACGGGAUAAUGGAAGUACUGUCAAGUCUUCUAUUCUAGGACAUUAUGACGUCGAAAUAAACAUGGCACCACCUCCGAAACCUUUUAGACAUGAAUCUAAUUUCAAAGCUGCUGACCAUGCCAGGAAAGUUCACACCCCAGAACAGAAACUACCAACUCCUCCUUCUCGGGGCAAUAUUGAGCCUUCUUCGCAAUCAUUGCAAGCCAAGUCUGAAACAAUAGAGAGUGUGUCUUCAAUAAACCCAAGUAAACCACAGGAAAUUCCGAUUUCUAAUUUUGUGCCUCCACCGAAGCCGUUUAGGCACGUCAAGACCCAACAAAAUCAAGGUGGUGGACUGCCACCUAUGGCGAAUAAAAAUGAUGCGUUGCCAGCGUCCCCUUAUGACCAAGAUAAAAAUGUCGGGCCAUCGUUACUACCUCAAUCGAAGCCUCAACUUCAAUCUCAAUCCGGGCCAGUUCGUAUGGAAACACACCCUAUUCAGAACUUCCAACCGCCACCAAAGCCGUAUAGACCUUCCAUACAAGAACGGAUAUCGACUACUGAUAAUGGCGGAACUUAUAGUGCUGAUGAGAAUGAAGCAAAUAAUGGCCGUGGUCGUGGCCGUAUAGUAAAGCAUGGGGUUAGUGAUGAAUAUCACUCCAAAAGUGAGACUUCUCCUGAAAAAUAUCACGUUGAUCGCCUUGAGAAGGUUCCUGCUUGUUUUCCAACAGAAAGAGCGUCAUCACCUCCAACACCACCUAAGUUUGAAACUGAAAAUAUCAAAGGGCCAACCAAGUAUGAAAACUUACUAUCCCCAUCAACCGCACCAGUGCUAGCGUCAGGGUCCACUAAGAAGGCACCUCCGCCAAUUGUGAAACCGAAACCUAAAGAUUUUUCUUUGAACGGAAAUGAAGCUCCAAAACAACUUGAUGAGAAAGCGACAACAGGCUCGCUGAAAGGAAGUGGACAAGAUGAAAGGCUAAACAGCAUCACAAAUGAGUUAUCUCACUUCAAAUUGAGAAAAACAAACGUUAAACUGGAAGACUUAGGUAACCCGAGAGAUGUGAAGGAUUUAAGUCCAGUAAACUCAGAUUUAGAUGAGAAAUACGUGUCGGCAUCGGGAUCUAUAAGUCCGCCAAAACCGCCAUCUUCUAGAGCAAGUAAAAAGAAAGUGCCACCAGCAGUGCCAAGAAAGAAUGAUAAUCUGAAGAAAAGGCCACCAAUGGUACCUAAGAAAAAGGUGUUGCUCAGAUCGCUUGAGCCAAGGCCCAUAAACAUGAAAAGAACUGAUUCGAGGGAUAAGUCUGAUGAUGAUGAUGAUUUAAAUCCCUUUGAAAGAUACAAACGAAAUGUUGUUCCUCAAGAAGAAGACAGACUGCAUAAAUAA